AUGAUAACAUUAUGGAUAAAGAUGAAGCUGUUUUUGUUGAUUCUCCUCUGCUAUGGCUCAUUCGCAGUGAAACACUCGCUGAAGUACUUUGUCACUGGAUCUUCUGGAGCUCUGAACAUCCCAGAACUUUUUGGUGUACUGAUGGUUGAUGGCAUUCAGAUGGGUUACUGUGACGUGAGCAAGAAGAUAUUGGAACCAAGACAGGAGUGGGCGAGGAAAAUUUUAGAAAAACGCCCUGAGCAACUGGACUGGUACAAGCACAAGUGUUUUGAGGAUCAGCCAAACUUCUUCAGAGAGCUGAUUUCCAGUUUGAAACAGCAGUUCAAUCGAAGUGAAGGUGUCCACAUUUUACAGAGGAUAGAUGGCUGUGAAUGGGAUGAAACCACUGGGGAGGUUAUUGGUAUAAUACAGUAUCAUUAUAAUGGAGAAGACUUCCUUGAAUUUGAUCUGAAAACACGGACAUGGAUUGCACUGAAACCAGAGGCUGACGUUACCAAACAGAAAUGGGAUGAGGACCAACCUAGAAUAACACACAAAGAAAAUGACCUCAAAAACAUUUGUCCAGCACACCUGAAGAUGUAUGUGAAGCAUGUGAAAAGCUCCCCACAGAAAAAAGUUCUUCCCUCAAUGUCUCUCCUCCAGAAGACUCCCUCCUCUCCAGUCAGCUGCCACGCUACAGGUUUCUAUCCUGACAGAGCCAUGAUGUUCUGGAGAAAAGAUGGAGAGGAGCUUCAUGAAGGUGUGGAGAUAGGAGAGAUUCUCCCCAAUAAUGAUGGGACCUUCCAGCUGAGUGUUGACUUGAAUGUUUCAUCAGUAACACCUGAAGAGUGGAGAAGAUACGAGUGUGUGUUUCAGCUCUCUGAUGUUGAGAACAACAGUGUCACCACACUGAAUAAAACAGUGAUCAGAACCAAUUGGGACAGUCACGCAGAGAUCAUCAUCAUUAUCAUGUUUUCCCUUCCCUUCAGAAACUUGUAA
Pelmatolapia mariae (spotted tilapia) is the source of this 978-nucleotide messenger RNA. RefSeq names its product major histocompatibility complex class I-related gene protein-like. Gene Ontology annotation, cellular component: external side of plasma membrane. Gene Ontology annotation, biological process: immune response. The coding region runs from base 1 to 978 and encodes 325 amino acids. NCBI's taxonomy places the organism in Eukaryota, Metazoa, Chordata, Actinopteri, Cichliformes, Cichlidae. The record is from RefSeq and is a predicted model, not a curated record. The transcript is spliced from 5 exons.